AUGUCUAGGGAAUGUCCUCAGAAUAAGAAUCAGAUACAAGGGAGGAGCACCGAUCGAGUUUAUACUUUGGGGAUGGAUUGGCUUUCCGCCAAUUCGGUGUUUAUUGGAUGUGAAGAGAAGUUGAUUAUCAUUCCAUCUAAUGAAGCUACUCCAAAGGAUGUAUUAGCUACUAUCUUGGAAGGUACGGUUGGUAUGGUUAAUUUCUUAUUUGAGAAUGAAAAGUCAGUUCUCUUGGUACUUACCAAGGAAUAUAGUGAUAAUCUGAGUGUUACACAAAUUCCUGUCAUUUGUGAAUUUCCGGAAGUUUUUCCUGAGGAUAUCACCUCUCUUCAUCCUAAAAGGGAAGUGGAAUUGUCUAUUGAUCUGAUACCUGGGACGACUCCAAUCUCCGCCUCUCCGUAUUGCAUGGCUCCACUCGAGUUGAGAGAGUUGAAGAAUCAAUUGGAAGAGUUGUUAACCAAGCAUUUCAUCCAACCUAGUGUCUCGCCAAGGGGAGCUCCAGUGUUAUAA
Molecule: messenger RNA, 510 nt
Organism: Lathyrus oleraceus (garden pea)
Lineage: Eukaryota; Viridiplantae; Streptophyta; Magnoliopsida; Fabales; Fabaceae
Exons: 1
Coding region: 1-510 (169 amino acids)
Source: RefSeq, a predicted model, not a curated record